Siniperca chuatsi (mandarin fish) is the source of this 1108-nucleotide messenger RNA. RefSeq lists its product as uncharacterized. NCBI's taxonomy places the organism in Eukaryota, Metazoa, Chordata, Actinopteri, Centrarchiformes, Sinipercidae. The transcript has 6 exons. The record is from RefSeq and is a predicted model, not a curated record. Bases 65 to 760 code for a protein of 231 amino acids.
GCAGGCGCAGUGAUUCCCUCCUGAUCCCUUCAUACAUCCACGAGGAGGAAGGACCCCUUCAUAGAUGUGGCGCUCCCGCAUUUCAGCGCUGCUCUGCGGUCAGUUUGGCGGCUUCUCUCGGCUCCCUCUGGGUGUAGUCAGCUGCUCUCAGACCGCUGCUGGCGCUCCGCCCCGGAGGGAGUGUUUCGCGGUAAAAUCAAGUACAGGCAGCCUCCGAAACACCGAGAACAGAGUCAUGCCGUCCAACGUGGAGAUUAAAGCCAAAGUGAGCGACCCGGCCCGGUUCGCCGAGAAGGCCGCCCAGCUCAGCCAAUCAGAGGGCACGAUCAUCAGACAGCAUGACACGUUCUUCAACUGUAGCCAAGGACGACUGAAGCUGCGAGACUUCAUGAACGGGUCGGGUCAGCUGAUCUUCUACGAGCGUCCGGACACCGAUGGACCCAAACUGUCCCGUUACUCCAUCAGUCCAACCAACGACCCGUCCAGUCUCCGGGCCGUGCUGUCAGACGCCCUCGAGGUUAAAGGUGAAGUGCGGAAGGAGCGACGACUGUUUCUGAUUGGUCAGACCAGAGUUCACCUGGACGCAGUGGAGGGACUGGGAAACUACAUGGAGCUGGAGGUGGUGAUGCGUCCAGAGCAGACUGUUGAAGAGGGACAGCAGGUGGCUGAGGAUCUGAUGGAGAAGCUGGGUGUUUCAAAGGAGAGUCUGGUGACUGGAGCGUACAUGGACCUGUUACUGAAGGGACACAAAGAGAUUUAAAACAAACGCACAUCUGGAACAGAGAGCAGAAUGUAGUAGUCAGAGUAAAACAAUGAAAAUACCAAAAUAACAGACUAAACUCUCUAGUAUCGUAACAUCGUACAUGUUGUCAGAAAACCCUGUAACCAGAAUAAUGUGUAGUAAUUACACUGUAAUCAGAUUACAGUAAUCAGAGUACCGAUUAUAAUAGAUUAUAUAAUAGAUCUGUUAACUUUGUAUUUAGUUUCUAUGAAAUAUUUCAUUAAUAUUCUCUGUAUGUUUUGAAUGUGAUAAAUUGAUGACAGGAGACAUUUUGAAAAAGUCUUUUUUUUUUUUUUCCUAAAUAAAUGAACUCGGUGUUCAAACAGC